Messenger RNA from Aspergillus welwitschiae, 375 nucleotides. RefSeq lists its product as uncharacterized. The record is from RefSeq and is a predicted model, not a curated record. Bases 51 to 254 code for a protein of 67 amino acids. The transcript has a single exon. NCBI's taxonomy places the organism in Eukaryota, Fungi, Ascomycota, Eurotiomycetes, Eurotiales, Aspergillaceae.
GUAGUAGUAGUAGUAGUAUUAGUAGCUCGAACACGAUUUUCCAAUCUAACAUGUCAUGGACGGGUGGAGACACGACCCGACAGAUGUUCCUUAUGCAUCCUGGCUGUACGUGCUCGAUUAAUCUCUCCGGUGGUCGUUGUGUUGGAUGGUUAUCUCUUGUCUUGCAUGCAGCCAGUGUGUGUGAGUGGCAAGGAGGUUUCGGUUGUACCUUACUGUGCCUCGUUCCCCUUUUAGAGGGUAGCCAUUUUUUUUGACAAUUACAUCUUAGGAUGGUGCCCUGUAGAUGGGAAAGUGUCUUUGUUGUUCAAUUGACGAGAACAGCUAGAGAGAGAGAGAAUCCUUCCAGGGCUUAGUUAAGGGUUCAGUAGGUUGAUC